AUGGCGCGCAGGCAACAUCUAAGCCUCACAGUUGCACUGGUAUUCAUAUUCAUCUUCACCAUAACAUACCUCUUCUCCGGAAGCUCCAAGUCCAGCCGCAUUGAGCCGUUGAAGUCCGGGCGCGACGCCCAGGUCCCCGUCGAUCCCAAAUCAACCACCACUUCAGAAACCAAAACCGACUUCAAGAUUGACCUAGACGCCAUACCGAACCUCUCAGAAGGAGAUUCCAUAGCGCCCAAACUGGAAAAUGCCACGCUAAAAGCAGAACUCGGCCGUGCAACUUGGAAGUUCCUCCACACCAUGGUCGCCCGCUUCCCCGACAAGCCCACAGAGAGCGAUCGCAAAACUCUCGACUCCUUCUUCCACCUCUUCGGCCGGUUGUACCCCUGCGGCGACUGCGCCCGCCACUUUCGCGAGAUGCUCAAGAAGUACCCGCCGCAGACGAGCAGUCGCAACGCUGCAGCAGGGUGGUUGUGCGCUACGCACAACAUGGUGAAUAAGAGGCUUGGUAAGGAGCAGUUUGACUGUACCAAGAUUGGGGACUUUUACGACUGCGGCUGCGGCGAUGAUAAGGAUAAGGGGAAGGGGAAGGGGGAUGAGAAGAAGGCGACGAGGGAUGAGGGGCAUGAUGUUGAUGUUCCGGGGUUGGGAGGGCUGGAGAGACAGAGGAGUAAGGCGAUUGAGGGUUUAUAG
This is a messenger RNA of Pochonia chlamydosporia 170, 693 nucleotides long. Its product is annotated as ERV2 protein-like protein. The record is from RefSeq and is a predicted model, not a curated record. Bases 1 to 693 code for a protein of 230 amino acids. Gene Ontology annotation, molecular function: flavin adenine dinucleotide binding; flavin-dependent sulfhydryl oxidase activity. NCBI's taxonomy places the organism in Eukaryota, Fungi, Ascomycota, Sordariomycetes, Hypocreales, Clavicipitaceae. The transcript is spliced from 2 exons. Gene Ontology annotation, cellular component: mitochondrion.